AUGGGUGCUAAUGUCAGCACUCAAGCUCCGGCACCUCCCACAUCUUCUCCGCAGGAGUCCAAAUGCCCAGUUGACCACAAGACUCGAGAAAUAUGGCUACAACAAGGAGGCUCUGCCGGCGGACCUCCUCAUCCUCACCCUCUCCCUGCUCCUGCAGGCAAUGCGACGACUGAUGACAAACCCAACCCCAAGCUCCAGCGACAAUUGUCCAACGAUCGCGAAGUGAGCAGUAUUCCACGAGCUUUCGAUGGCUCGACUACCACAGACACAAAACCUUCUACACCCUCGCCCUACGCAGUAUCCCCAACCGCCUCACAUGCCACACCAUCCAACGCCGAGUCUGAAACAGGCCAUGACGCCGCCACGGGCAACUGGGUAUACCCCUCCGAACGCCAAUUCUUCGAAGCACUAAUUCGCAAAAGCAACGUACCGGGCUCUACCCAAUCAGCCAAGGAAUUAGCAACUUCUGUCGCGUCCAUAAUACCCAUCCACAACGCCGUGAAUGAGAAGGCCUGGCAAGAGAUAUUGAAAUGGGAAAAGGAUUCACCAUCUUCCGACCCAGGGAGCAGGAAAUGCGGUGGACCGAAAUUAUACGCUUUUCGUGGGUUGGGUACUGAGUCCCAGUUUGUGUCGCCGCGGGCUCGACUUAAUGGGUUGAUGGGGUAUCAGUUACCGUUUGAUCGUCAUGACUGGGUUGUUGAGCGUUGCGGUGGAGAGAGGGUGGAAUAUGUGAUUGAUUUCUAUCAGGGCAAAACUGCAUCGGCCAAUCCGCAAGAGGAGUCUGGGGGGAUUAUAGGUGCCACAGGGCCUGGGAAGUUGAGCUUUUAUCUCGAUGUGCGCCCGAAAUUGAAUAGUUUUGAAGGAUGGCGUAUGAGGUUCAAUAAAUUCUUGGGUUUAUAA
Molecule: messenger RNA, 900 nt
Organism: Talaromyces marneffei
Lineage: Eukaryota; Fungi; Ascomycota; Eurotiomycetes; Eurotiales; Trichocomaceae
Exons: 1
Coding region: 1-900 (299 amino acids)
Biological process (GO): cytochrome c-heme linkage
Cellular component (GO): mitochondrion
Molecular function (GO): holocytochrome-c synthase activity
Source: RefSeq, a predicted model, not a curated record